This is a messenger RNA of Mizuhopecten yessoensis (Yesso scallop), 2031 nucleotides long. RefSeq lists its product as uncharacterized. Bases 960 to 1289 code for a protein of 109 amino acids. The record is from RefSeq and is a predicted model, not a curated record. The transcript has 4 exons. NCBI's taxonomy places the organism in Eukaryota, Metazoa, Mollusca, Bivalvia, Pectinida, Pectinidae.
UAUACGUUAUCAUUAAAUUAUUCUCAUUUGUUCGAAUUAUACUGCAAAUAGUAUACUUUUUUUUUAUCUUUUCACCAUUUUGUGUGUUAAUUUCGUUAUAAAAAUAAAUCCCUUAGCUAAGAUUUCUUGAAAAAUGCAUUCCGUGAACCUUUAUCAACUUAACUAAGGAAGUUCCAUUAACAUUUUUCCCAAUCUAGGCGGCCUUAAUAGAACUUUUUUUAUCAGAAAAGUACAGAAACCAAUGUAAACAAACGACGUCUUUUUGCGGCUGUGGUAGGCCCCAUGAUAUCUCUGACUGCUUAAUUUCUUCUAAUUUAUUGAACUGCUGUGGUAAGUCUGGAUAAAGGGGGAAAGGAGAUUGUUUUCCUUGAACGAGAUCGUCGUCCUUCUUGAUUUUUUCCUGGUAUUUUUUUUUACUGAUCGGUGGGUCAACCGGACGACAAAAAUUAGGGAUUGGUCCAAGGAGGCAUUUAAUAAGUACGUUGUUUGUUUUCCAGUCAUUUUACGUAGUCUACUUAUUCAUACCUGAUGCAUGACGUGGUACUUACAGGUGGGAAAUAAUUAUCACUAUUGUUUGCAUCGGGUAUUGGAAUUCAGAUUUGCGCUCCACCAGAGACGUACAUAUUUACAGAUUCUGACUUAUUAUUGUUUGUCACAAUCGCCGAUAUCGUUUCCGCUUAAUAUGAAAAUGUCUUAGUCAGUUUUUGUUUUUAGGAGCACCUUAGCAAUGAACGUCCGGGUUGUCGUGGGGGUUCCGUUAAUGUAAGGGAGGAUUUAAGUUAAGGAAGAUUUGUGAAACGGAAUUUUAUUUUAGCUAAAGGGUCUCCUUCAGUUUGAGGAAAACCAGCUUUAAGGUGCUCCUUAAAGUAAAGGAACGUUCAUGAAACCGGGACCAGUUUACGUGAAAAUAGUGGCAACAAUGUUGCAGAAAAUUUCAAUAAAAAAUAAGAUCUUAUGUUAUGAUUAUAGUAUCUAAAAUUAAUUCUUCUUCAGCAAGUGUUGUUGAAAUGCAGACGAGAAGAGAUGAAAAUCAAUAUGAUCAAAUAAACCGAAAUGAACGAGAACCACCCUCAACGUAUGAACAGAUCAACAACGCUUUGACGGCUGAGCACUACGAAGAUACAUCACCCGUUGAUAGUGCGGAACAGCAACGUGUAUACGAGGUGCUACGAGAACGAUCUGACCAAAACGUUUAUGAUGACCUCAGUAAAGCGCAGACAGGUAAUAACUCAUCUAUUAUCAUUAUUUAUCUAUUUUUUCCGAAAUUUUGGUUGGACCUUAAAGGAUAACUAUAACGUUGCCAGCGACACGGUGAACAUUGAUAAUUUUCUUAUCUUUGAUCUUCUCUGUUGACUGCACAUAAUUUUCACCCAAACCCUUGUAGGUAGCUUUGAUGCUAGGCAGAUCAUUGGCAUUGCUAUGUUACUCCUGACCAGCUUAUAUCAGAAGCAGACUGGCAAGUCUGUACAAUUGUUACACUCUGGUACUACAUGUAGAUAUUUAAUUACAGUGUUUUGAGCAGAAACAGGAAACACAAACACUAAGCAAGUGCUACGCAAACGGUACGCAAGUGCUACGCAAACGCUUCGUUCAAAGUGAACGGGUCUGUAUCACUGAUGAACAACUGUCAGUUUGAUUAUUAUCGCCAAAAGAGAAAUCGAUCAACAAUAUAUUUGUUUUGCAGACAACGCUAUGCAAGGAACCUUAACAAUAUAUUUGUCUUUACUAAUAUCAUGGCAUAUAUCGUUCGUUAUGUUGGUCGAAAAUAAAAUUCUAGUCCAUUUCAAAUUAUAGAAAUCAAUUUUGUCAUAAAUGAUACCGUCCUUUAUAGAAUAAAAUCCGUAUCGCGUACAACAUAUGUAUCGCCGAAUUAAGGAGGCUCCACCCUUUCACAAUUAGUCGGCAGAACUCAAUGAAAGUUUUACAUAAUGGUUAUAUCACUAUGUAGAGGUGAUUUUAAGAAAAUCUAAUAAUUCCGAUAAACCGGGGAAUAUUUUGUAAAAAAUACCGAAAAAUUGAUUUUUUGUCAAA